AGAAGAAAACGGCUUAUCGAAACCUGCAUAGCAAUUCUGCAACCGGCUGCGUAGCUGAUGCGCCAUAAAGAAAAUGGCCCUGUCUAAUGUUUUAAUACUGAGCCAAAUCGCUGGCCAUGUAUUUGCAUUUAUCCUGUCCAUGUGUAUCUUUAUUCCGCUCGCGAUACACGUCCGAUCGUUCGACGGCCACUGUUUACUGUUUACCACCGGUACAUGGCAGGAAAAGGAUGGUCUUUUCGAUGUAAAGUGGGCUUCGGAAGCAUACUGUAACUAUCCAAUUAUCGUCGGUGUUUGCUUGUUCAUCAUUGCCGGAGUCCAAAUCUAUAGGAUGGCUUUGCUAGCGUACCGAGAACUCGAAAGUUCCUUUUUGGGAUUAUUUUUUGACGUGGUAUUCAGCAUUUCGCUCUGUGCAAUGACACUGAUCGCAGCCAUUAUCAUUACCCUUGGUUUCAUGGCCUGGUGUGGUGAAAUGACCGCCCGUUUCCCUUCGUGCGAAAUCGCAGAUGGCCAAAAUAUUACCAACGUCGAACUUAACAUUCAAACGUCCGGUUUCUACAUUGAAAUGGGCACAGCACAAUUCGGCGCCUGGGCCUCGUUCGCAACCUGGGUAGGUUUGUCCGUGUUUUCGCUGUUAAAACUUAUCAACAACCAUCAGGUACGCAACAUUCGCGUCUCGAUGUACAUCGAGCGACAGCGCCUAGUGAACGAAGAGGUGUAUCGCAAUACAACAUCCGAGCUCCCAUCGGGAGCGCUUAGUGAUAACUAAACAUGCAAUACUGUUGGUUUUCCCGUGUCACCCGUGAACCAGUACGACUGGCUG
Messenger RNA from Anopheles maculipalpis, 820 nucleotides. RefSeq names its product transmembrane protein 179. The transcript has 4 exons. NCBI's taxonomy places the organism in Eukaryota, Metazoa, Arthropoda, Insecta, Diptera, Culicidae. Bases 74 to 766 code for a protein of 230 amino acids. The record is from RefSeq and is a predicted model, not a curated record.